Messenger RNA from Cheilinus undulatus (humphead wrasse), 3446 nucleotides. Its product is annotated as serine palmitoyltransferase 2-like. NCBI's taxonomy places the organism in Eukaryota, Metazoa, Chordata, Actinopteri, Labriformes, Labridae. Gene Ontology annotation, cellular component: serine palmitoyltransferase complex. The transcript is spliced from 12 exons. Gene Ontology annotation, molecular function: pyridoxal phosphate binding; serine C-palmitoyltransferase activity. The record is from RefSeq and is a predicted model, not a curated record. The coding region runs from base 183 to 1889 and encodes 568 amino acids. Gene Ontology annotation, biological process: sphingosine biosynthetic process; ceramide biosynthetic process.
UUUCAGGUUUCGCCGUGUGUGUGUAGCGUGUAUGCGUGUUGUUUGUGAGUGCGUGAGUGAGGGAGUUUGAAGUGUGUUUUUAACCGUUCCCAGCCUGGAUACUGUCACAGCCUUGCACCGCAGCAAAGCUCCGUGUUCCUACAUGCAAGUUACCGUCGGGACUCCACAGUCUUUGGCCAGCAAUGACCGAAAGCCCCGCAGCCAAACUAACCAAUGGGGAUGUAAGUCAGCGCGUGAAAAACGGUCUGAAACCGGAGCGAAACGGGCUGUUGAAGAGCCUGCAGCGCUGCCAUGAGCGGCAAACUAAGCACCAGUGCCAUCCCGAAAAGGAGGUCCAUGCAGCAUCACACCAUGACAGCCUGUACAGACGGCCUUUCAUUGAGUCUUUUGAGGAGACGCCCAUGCUCGUGGCUGUGCUCACCUACAUGGGCUAUGGUAUCCUGACCAUCUUUGGCUAUCUGCGGGACUUUCUUCGUCACUGGAAGAUUGAGCGUUGCCACAUUGCCAGGGAAAAGGAGGAGCAAAAGGAGUUUGUGCCCCUCUACCAGGACUUUGAGAACUUUUACACCAGAAACCUCUAUAUGAGAAUAAGAGACAAUUGGAACAGGCCAAUAUGCAGCGUCCCAGGAGCCAAAAUGGACCUGAUGGAAAGAGCUUCCCUGGAUUACAACUGGACAUUUGAAUACACAGGGCGGGUAGUUCAUGAUGUGAUUAACUUGGGCUCGUAUAAUUACCUCGGCUUUGCUGAGAACACAGGCCCGUGUGCUGACUCUGCAGCCGAGGUCACCAUGAAAUAUGGUGUUGGAGUUGCAAGCACCAGGCAGGAGAUAGGCAAUCUGGACAGACAUGAGGAGUUGGAGAAACUUGUGGCUAAAUUCCUUGGUGUGGAGUCAGCUAUGGCCUUUGGAAUGGGCUUUGCAACCAACUCCAUGAAUAUACCAGCUCUGGCAGGCAAGGGCUGUCUCAUUCUAAGUGAUGAGCUGAACCAUGCCUCUCUGGUCCUGGGAGCCAGACUCUCUGGGUCCACCAUCAGGGUCUUCAAACACAACAAUAUGCAGAGCCUUGAGAAACAGCUGAGAGAAGCCAUAGUUCACGGACAGCCAAGGACUCACAGACCAUGGAAGAAGAUCCUUAUUGUGGUGGAGGGCAUUUACAGCAUGGAAGGCAGUAUUGUGCGCCUUCCAGAAGUGAUUGCCCUAAAGAAGCGCUACCAGGCCUACCUUUACCUUGACGAGGCACACAGCAUAGGGGCCCUGGGGCCAAGAGGGAGAGGUGUGGUCGAUUACUUUGGUCUAGACCCCUGUGAUGUAGAUGUCAUGAUGGGCACAUUUACCAAGAGCUUUGGCGCUGCAGGGGGAUACAUCGCAGGGAAAAAGGAGCUUAUUGAGUACCUGCACUCCCAUUCCCACAGUGCAGUUUAUGCGGCCUCCAUGUCUCCUCCUGUGGUGGAGCAAAUCAUCACUUCUAUGAAGUGCAUUAUGGGAGAGGACGGCACAACAAUAGGCAGUAAGCGUGUACAACAGCUGGCAGAGAACACAGUCUACUUUCGCAAGAGGCUUCGAGAAAUGGGAUUUAUAAUCUAUGGGAAUGAGGACUCACCUGUAGUACCCAUGAUGCUUUACAUGCCUGCGAAGAUAGGAGCUUUUGGCAGGGAGAUGCUGAAGAGGAACAUUGGGGUGGUAGUAGUCGGUUUCCCUGCCACUCCCAUCAUUGAAUCUCGUGCCCGUUUCUGCAUCUCAGCCGCACACACAAAAGACAUGCUUGACAGGGCGCUGAGUGUCAUCAGUGAGGUAGGAGACCUUCUUCAGCUCAAGUAUUCCCGUCACAGAAUACAACCGUCUUUGGUGCGGCCCUUUGAUGAUAAUGUGUAUGACGACAUUGACGACUGAGGAAACACUCCCGAAGUGGCACGAAGCAGAACAACCUAAGAAAAGACAGAAUGCUUCGUGGGUCACAAGUCUUCCACAAGGACAAAGAUAUUCACAGGUGGUCUUGUCACCAGCUUGCCAUUAUAUUACCCCCCCCGACAGAAGAACAUGCUAAAAAAUGUGUCUAAUUUGCCUUACUGAAGUGCGAAACUGAAAUGACCAUGCUGAAAAACUGCAAAUCUGCUUUCUCCUGUGUACACUUUACUUUUAUUUUUACUUUUUUAAGUUUAAAAGAAAAAAAGUUGUACUCUGUACUCUGCAGUGCUUGGUGAUUUUUCCUGUUACAUUUGUGGAUAUGUUACUGAACAAAUGGAUGAAUGUCGACUUUCCAAGUGUCUCUCAAAUUGCAAGCUGCUGUUUUUUUUUUUUUUUAUUAUUCUUAAAGUGACAAAUUAAAAAAACUUUUAACAUGACUGAAGUUCAACUUCAGUUUCCAGUUAGCAUACAGAUAAGUAAUCAUAGCUCAAGGCCCCAAUAUGAAUGUCACCUGAUAGCCUAUCAUUAAAUAUCAAACAAAUUGAUAAGGACUUGAACCCCUAUCUGCCCUUGGUCCAUUUUAUUCUUUUUUUAUGGUUCUUAAAAAAAAGAUAAGCAAGUUUACAAAGUUCUGCUGCAGACAAGUAAAGGUUUAAAUAUUCAUUAAUCCUGUCUUUACAUUUUCGAAAAUAACCAGAAUUUUCAUCACACCACCUUUUUGUCAUUCCGUUUUUUUCUGCUGUUGUUCUCAUCGUUAAAAAUGACUGUGAGGAGUAAGAUGGCCUCCUUCAUGCAGUUGUUUUCAUUAGUCUGUAAAUGAGGUGAAUGGCAUAGUGCACUUAAAGUGUUACCUUCACAAAGGUUCGUUACAAAGGCAACACAUUCACUUUUUAUCACUGCACUGUUUUAUGUUGUAUUAUCAUUCUUUCAUUUUGUUCUUUGUCUGUCAUGGCUUCUAGGUUAAGCUGGCUGAAUUAUCUGCUCUAUUAAACUAGAAGAGCGAUAUCAACAGCCAAUAAUAGUGGUAUCAAUUUUUAUUUUUUUACAUUUAAAAAAAUUUGCAGAUAGCAUAUUCACAAAAAUGUCUUAACUGGUUGGCUUCAUUGUUUUAUAAAAAGCCAAGUCAGAAAAAAAAACAUGAAAUUACUUUUUAUUACUUGAGAAAUGCAUCUGCCUUAGUUAUCACCAAGACACUCUGCCAAAUAAAUGAUAGUAUAUGAGCAUGUCAAAAAGCCCUGCACUAUGAUUAGUUUUACAGAUUGUACUGCCAUGUUUUAAACUUGUGACUUGUAAAAGCAGCUUUUGAUUCAGAAUUAUAAUGCUGUUAAAAAGAAAAAUUAUGUGUUCUAAAUCUUGCAAUACAAAUUCAAACCAUAACUUUUUGUAACAUUUUGAACUGUGUUUGCCACUGCUGUCAUGUUUCUUGUUGCCAUCAUUUUCUUGACAAACUUACUGUGCAGUUUUAACAUUUUACAGGAACUACACUGCGUUCCAAGUUAUUAUGCAAAUUGGAUUUUAGGGUCAUAAACAUUCAAGUUUUUG